Molecule: messenger RNA, 348 nt
Organism: Penicillium diatomitis
Lineage: Eukaryota; Fungi; Ascomycota; Eurotiomycetes; Eurotiales; Aspergillaceae
Exons: 2
Coding region: 1-348 (115 amino acids)
Source: RefSeq, a predicted model, not a curated record
AUGGAUAUCAUCUCAACGGUUGAUCAAAAGUGGCAGGCAAGAGCCCUUACCCCUCGUGCCACUGCCUACCGCAGUCCUACAUAUGAGCAUUCAAACUCUGAUGUCUCAUCAUACGGUUCUUCAUGGGACAUCCUCGUGGGGUCGAAUGUCCAAAUGAAUGGCUUGAUUGUCACACCACUGCCCAGCAGAACAGGCGAUACAGUAUACAGAAUACACUCAAUACAGAAUAUGAAACUCCACAUUACACCACGAUCCGAGACUAACCCCAACGGAGCCCAGGCAGGAGAUCACCGCACGGAUGAUCUUCUGACCACUCCCUACGCCGCUAACGCGACCGUGCGGGCUUGA